Molecule: messenger RNA, 1911 nt
Organism: Dipodomys spectabilis (banner-tailed kangaroo rat)
Lineage: Eukaryota; Metazoa; Chordata; Mammalia; Rodentia; Heteromyidae
Gene: Csk
Product: C-terminal Src kinase
Exons: 13
Coding region: 150-1502 (450 amino acids)
Biological process (GO): adherens junction organization; protein phosphorylation; regulation of Fc receptor mediated stimulatory signaling pathway
Molecular function (GO): protein binding; ATP binding; protein tyrosine kinase activity
Source: RefSeq, a predicted model, not a curated record
GCAGGCCGCGCUCGGCGCCCCCCCGGCCGCAUGGGCCGCCCCGCAGGCCGCUGAUGCCGCCCGGACCGCGGUGCCCCGACCGAGCUCUGAUGGUACCAAGUGGCCGGUGGGCCUUCCUCUGAGCCGGGGACCCCAGAUCUCCUACGAGGAUGUCAGCAAUACAGGCCGUCUGGCCGUCUGGUACGGAGUGUAUAGCGAAGUACAACUUCCACGGCACCGCAGAGCAGGACCUGCCUUUCUGCAAGGGAGACGUGCUCACCAUCGUGGCCGUCACCAAGGACCCCAACUGGUACAAAGCCAAGAACAAAGUGGGCCGUGAGGGCAUCAUACCAGCCAACUACGUCCAGAAGCGGGAGGGCGUGAAGGCGGGCACCAAACUCAGCCUCAUGCCCUGGUUCCACGGCAAGAUCACGCGAGAGCAGGCGGAGCGGCUUCUGUACCCGCCGGAGACAGGCCUGUUCCUGGUGCGGGAGAGCACCAACUACCCAGGGGACUACACGCUGUGCGUGAGCUGCGAGGGCAAGGUGGAGCACUACCGCAUCAUGUACCACGCCAGCAAGCUCAGCAUCGACGAGGAGGUGUACUUCGAGAACCUCAUGCAGCUGGUGGAGCACUACACCACGGAUGCUGACGGCCUCUGCACGCGCCUCAUCAAGCCAAAGGUCAUGGAGGGCACUGUGGCAGCCCAGGACGAGUUCUACCGCAGCGGCUGGGCCUUGAACAUGAAGGAGCUCAAGCUGCUGCAGACCAUCGGGAAGGGGGAGUUCGGAGACGUGAUGCUGGGCGACUACCGGGGGAACAAGGUUGCCGUCAAGUGCAUCAAGAACGAUGCCACUGCGCAGGCCUUCCUGGCUGAGGCUUCCGUCAUGACGCAACUUCGGCACAGCAAUCUGGUGCAGCUCCUGGGCGUGAUCGUGGAGGAGAAGGGCGGGCUCUACAUCGUCACGGAGUACAUGGCCAAGGGGAGCCUCGUGGACUACCUGCGAUCUCGGGGCCGCUCGGUGCUGGGCGGGGACUGCCUCCUCAAGUUCUCGCUAGACGUGUGCGAGGCCAUGGAGUACCUGGAGGGGAACAACUUCGUGCACCGGGACCUGGCGGCCCGCAACGUGCUGGUGUCGGAGGACAACGUGGCCAAGGUCAGCGACUUCGGGCUCACCAAGGAGGCGUCCAGCACCCAGGACACCGGGAAGCUGCCCGUCAAGUGGACAGCCCCCGAGGCCCUCCGAGAGAAGAAAUUCUCCACCAAAUCCGACGUGUGGAGCUUCGGGAUCCUUCUCUGGGAAAUCUAUUCCUUCGGGCGAGUGCCUUACCCACGGAUCCCCCUGAAGGACGUCAUCCCUCGGGUGGAAAAGGGCUACAAGAUGGACGCCCCCGACGGCUGCCCGGCCGCCGUCUACGACGUCAUGAAGAACUGUUGGCAUUUGGACGCGGCCGCCAGGCCCUCCUUCCUGCAGCUUCGAGAACAGCUGGAGCACAUCAAGACCCACGAGCUGCAUCUGUGACUGACACCCGGGCCCACAGGCAGGGGCCGAUCGGGGCCCCGGGACCCCACGCUGGGCCUGGACGUGAGCUGAGCCCCUGGCGGGCUGGUCGGCCUCUUGCCCCGACCCGGUCUGUUCACUUGGCCCCCAGGGGCCCACCCUGCCUAGGUCUGGCACCUUUUCUCAUGGACCCACUUCUAUAGGGCUUGGGGUCAGGGGGGCCGAGGAGCGGGAGGCAGCGCCCCCACUGUGGCCGGCCUCCUUCCUCGGGCCUCCUUCCUCUGGCCUCCGAUCGCUCGCCUUCCAUUGAGGUUUUAAUUCCUUUCCUUUUUUUGAGACUUUUUUUUUUUUUUUUGGUGUGUUUAUUUUUUAUUAAUUUUUCAAGAGAAGGAGAAAGAAAGCACCCAGCAAAAUGGGCGUUUUACAAGAA